Panthera uncia (snow leopard) is the source of this 2516-nucleotide messenger RNA. RefSeq names its product kinase suppressor of ras 2 (gene KSR2). NCBI's taxonomy places the organism in Eukaryota, Metazoa, Chordata, Mammalia, Carnivora, Felidae. The transcript is spliced from 17 exons. The record is from RefSeq and is a predicted model, not a curated record. Gene Ontology annotation, molecular function: ATP binding; protein kinase activity. Bases 39 to 2516 code for a protein of 825 amino acids. Gene Ontology annotation, biological process: protein phosphorylation.
UCACCCCUGGCCAGCUGAGUCUGGAGGACCUCUUGGAGAUGACAGAUGAGCAGGUGUGUGAGACCGUGGAGAAAUACGGAGCCAACCGGGAGGAGUGUGCCCGCCUCAAUGCCUCCCUCUCCUGCCUCCGCAACGUCCACAUGUCAGGAGGCAACCUUUCCAAACAAGACUGGACCAUCCAGUGGCCCACCACGGAGACGGGGAAGGAGAACAACCCCGUGUGCCCCCCGGAGCCCACGCCGUGGAUCCGCACCCACCUCUCCCAGAGCCCCAGGGUCCAGACCAAGUGCGUCCAGCACUACUGUCACGCCAGCCCCUCGCCCGGGGCCCCCGUGUACACCCAUGUGGACAGGCUUACCGUGGACCCCUACCCGGGCCUGUGCCCGCCACCGCCGCUGGAGUCAGGCCACCGUUCCCUGCCCCCGUCGCCCCGGCAGCGGCACGCGGUCCACACCCCGCCGCGCACCCCUAAUAUCGUCACCACCGUGACCCCUCCCGGCACACCACCCAUGAGGAGGAAGAACAAGCUGAAGCCCCCGGGGACCCCGCCGCCCUCCUCCCGGAAACUGAUCCACUUGAUUCCAGGUUUCACCGCCCUGCAUCGGAGCAAGUCCCACGAAUUCCAGCUGGGUCACCGUGUAGACGAGGCCCACACGCCCAAAGCCAAGAAGAAAAGCAAGCCCUUGAACCUCAAGAUUCACAGCAGCGUGGGCAGCUGCGAGAACAUUCCGUCUCAGCAGCGCUCGCCGCUCCUGUCGGAGCGCUCUCUCCGCUCUUUCUUUGUGGGACAUGCACCUUUCCUGCCCUCCACCCCUCCUGUCCACACCGAGGCCAACUUCUCUGCAAACACACUGUCCGUGCCGCGCUGGUCCCCGCAGAUCCCUCGUAGAGACCUCGGCAACUCCAUUAAGCACAGGUUUUCCACCAAGUACUGGAUGUCUCAGACGUGCACAGUCUGUGGAAAAGGAAUGCUUUUUGGCCUCAAGUGUAAAAAUUGCAAGUUAAAGUGCCACAACAAAUGCACCAAAGAAGCCCCACCCUGUCAUCUCCUGAUCAUCCACAGAGGAGCAAGGUUAGUCCGGACAGAGUCCGUCCCGUGUGACAUCAACAACCCUCUACGAAAGCCACCCCGGUAUUCGGACCUGCACAUCAGCCAGACGCUCCCCAAAACCAACAAAAUCAGCAAGGACCACAUCCCUGUCCCUUACCAGCCGGACUCGAGCAGCAACCCCUCAUCCACGACGUCCUCCACGCCCUCCUCGCCAGCACCCCCCCUCCCUCCCAGUGCCACGCCGCCUUCUCCCCUGCACCCUUCCCCACAGUGCACAAGGCAGAAGAACUUCAACCUGCCAGCGUCCCACUACUACAAGUACAAACAGCAGUUCAUCUUCCCAGAUGUAGUGCCAGUGCCAGAGACACCGACCCGGGCGCCCCAGGUCAUCCUGCAUCCGGUGACCUCGAAUCCAAUCUUGGAAGGAAAUCCAUUACUUCAAAUUGAACUGGAGCCAACCUCAGAGAAUGAAGAGGGCCACGACGAGGCCGAGGAGUCGGAGGACGAUUUUGAGGAGAUGAACCUGUCCCUGCUCUCAGCCCGGAGCUUCCCACGCAAGGCCAGCCAGACCAGCAUCUUCCUGCAGGAGUGGGACAUCCCUUUUGAGCAGCUGGAGAUUGGCGAGCUCAUUGGAAAGGGCCGCUUCGGGCAGGUGUAUCACGGCCGCUGGCAUGGCGAGGUGGCCAUCCGGCUGAUCGACAUCGAGAGGGAUAAUGAGGAACAGCUCAAGGCCUUCAAGCGGGAGGUGAUGGCCUACAGGCAGACGCGGCAUGAGAACGUGGUGCUCUUCAUGGGUGCCUGCAUGAGCCCACCCCACCUGGCCAUCAUCACCAGCCUGUGUAAGGGACGGACUCUCUACUCUGUGGUGAGGGAUGCCAAAAUCGUCUUGGAUGUCAACAAAACGAGGCAGAUUGCCCAAGAAAUUGUGAAGGGCAUGGGCUACCUGCACGCAAAGGGGAUCCUUCACAAGGACCUCAAGUCAAAGAAUGUCUUCUACGACAAUGGGAAAGUGGUGAUCACAGACUUCGGGCUCUUCAGCAUUUCCGGGGUGCUGCAGGCCGGCAGGCGAGAGGAUAAACUCCGCAUCCAGAAUGGCUGGCUGUGCCACCUGGCACCAGAGAUCAUCCGCCAGCUGUCCCCCGACACAGAGGAGGACAAGCUCCCCUUCUCCAAGCACUCAGAUGUCUUUGCACUCGGCACAAUUUGGUAUGAACUCCACGCCAGGGAGUGGCCUUUCAAGACCCAACCAGCAGAGGCAAUCAUCUGGCAAAUGGGCACCGGCAUGAAACCCAACCUCAGCCAGAUUGGCAUGGGAAAAGAAAUCUCGGACAUUCUUCUCUUUUGCUGGGCCUUUGAACAAGAAGAAAGACCUACCUUCACUAAGCUCAUGGACAUGCUGGAGAAACUGCCAAAGCGAAACCGCCGCCUGUCUCACCCCGGACAUUUCUGGAAGUCUGCAGAGUAA